Molecule: messenger RNA, 849 nt
Organism: Aspergillus oryzae RIB40
Lineage: Eukaryota; Fungi; Ascomycota; Eurotiomycetes; Eurotiales; Aspergillaceae
Exons: 3
Coding region: 1-849 (282 amino acids)
Source: RefSeq, a predicted model, not a curated record
AUGAAAAAGGCGGGGGCAGACUUGAAAGACAAACUCGCCUCUGCCAAGCAAAGGGUCAAGGAACUGGAAAACGAGGCUCUGGGUCUCAAAGGAUCGCUCGCAACAACCCAAGCUAGCCUCGAAAAAUUGGAGGGUUAUGCUACUAGAUACAGUGACAUAACUGAAGAUUCAGCAAUUGAGAGCAUGCUCAAGUUUUGGGACUAUGCUAAAACCGAAAUAUUUGCCAUGUUGGAAACCGACCUUUCUAAUGACACUCUUAGGGUUCUCGCCAACCAGGCAUCUAUCGAUAGCGAGAAAGAGUCAUUCUGUCGAUCCAUUCUCCUGUCGCUAGAUCCAACAACCCAAGACAGGAUAUGCAGGGUGGGUAUUCAAACUGUGGUGAAGAAUGUGUUAGAAUAUCUGGAUGAGUUACUCCCAGAAGACCGACGCCUCGCUUUCCAUAAAACUCUGGAAGAGGUUGUGCAGGAGGCAGCGAAGAUCUGGAAACCGAUUCAGGGCAGCAAACGCAGAUACGAGCCAGACUUUGACCCGCCGACUGCUGAUGAUGAUUGCGAAGCCUUUACGUUUCCCGUUACCGAUAACACUAACACAGAGAAAGGCGCUAAGCCAAAGCACACCAAAAAGAUUGCUUUGACUGUGUUCCCCCGAUUGUCCAUCAUAGAAAAUAACAUGAGCACCGCAUACACUACUAUUACACAACUAAGCAAUUCACAAUACGAGUGGAUGGCUGCGGAAAGUGAGAUGGACAAAGAACCCGCUAGUCCUACUAUUGGACGGAUCCCCUGGCGAAGGAAAUCGAAUAAUCCAAAGAGUUUAUCUCUUCCCAAUGGCGGCUCAAAGAAGACAUAA